GUCACUUCCUCCCCGGCGUAACGCGGUGUUUGCACGCAGAAAAUGGCAGAGAAGGUCCAGACUGAGGACUACCCCACAGAGAUUGAUGAACAUCUUAUGGAAUUUAACUCUUCAGUCAACUCUGUCGACAGCGCGCUGCAGACACUAAUGUCAAUGCCCAAGAAUGACCUGCAAAAGUUGGAUCCAUUGGAACAAGCCAAGUUGGACUUGAUGUCUGCCUACGCUCUCAACUCCCUCUUCUGGAUGUACUUGGUUACAAAAGGAGUAAACCCAAAGGACCAUGGCAUCAAGCAAGAGUUGGAACGGACAAGGACGUACAUGAACAGAGUAAAGGAGAUUACAGACAGGAAGAAAGCCGCGCGUGUGGACAAAGUAGCAGCAGCUCGCUUUGUCAGGAACGCUCUCUAUGAUGCUGAGGAAGGGGCGUCCAAAAAGGAAGGUGCGUCCAACAAUGAAAGGGCAUCCAAAGAAGCCAUCAAAGCAUGGAGUCAAACACAGCCGUCCAAAAACAAGCUGAAUAAAAGAGAAGAAUUGUAGUGACUCCUACUGUGAACUGUACCUCUUGGAAAUAUGGUGUGGUUGUUGGAUGACUACAGCGGAAUCAGUUUAUAAACCCUCAAGUAAAAGGAGAAAUGUUGGUUUCUCUGCUAAGUAUUGGGAUUCUGUGAAUCACCCGUGGACUGAUGUUUGCAAGGACCAUGUGUUUGAUACUCAUAGAUUUAAAUGUUUUUUUUUGCUUAGCGUGUGUUGACUUAUUUUGUGUUCAUCUUAUAAUAAAACAUCAUGCUAUUCUGUUAUUUACCAUUCAUUCUACCUUAACGUCAAAUGAAACAGUACCAGUGUGGGAUGUAAACAGUAUUUUUUAUUUGUCCCAUGUUGGCUUUGUUUGAUAAGCCUCUUUUUUUUUGUUAUGGGGAAUUAAACAAAAAAAAAAGCAUGUGAUGUACCAUGUAGUUAGAGCCAACUCCUACAGCUUAAUAACAGUUUCUCUAUUCAUUAUGUUGGCAUUCAGAAUAAGCUUUUCUGUGUUUUGUGGUUUAUUUCAAAGAUAUCACCAUCCACAUAUGUACAUUUUCUCCCCAAUAAAGCUGAAAAAUGGAG
Molecule: messenger RNA, 1101 nt
Organism: Lampris incognitus (smalleye Pacific opah)
Lineage: Eukaryota; Metazoa; Chordata; Actinopteri; Lampriformes; Lampridae
Gene: c1d
Product: C1D nuclear receptor corepressor
Exons: 5
Coding region: 43-537 (164 amino acids)
Biological process (GO): maturation of 5.8S rRNA; regulation of gene expression
Cellular component (GO): nucleolus; exosome (RNase complex)
Molecular function (GO): DNA binding; RNA binding
Source: RefSeq, a predicted model, not a curated record